GACUCAAACCCUCUCCACCUCUCGUUGACUCGAUCUCUCCUUCGAAGUCCGAACUAUCCAAGAAUCAAACACAGAAAGUGUUAAUCUGUUCAUUCAAAUCGUGUCUACGGCCGGUUGAUCUUGCUCAUCUAUUGGCAGCUCGUGAUCAGGAAUUACGGACACUUUCUGCUGAGAUGAAUCAACUGCAGACUGAGCUACGGCUUGCUCGUUCUUUGAUAGCUGAGAGGGAUACUGAAAUCCAGCAAGUCCGAACAACCAACAAUCAGUACGUGGAGGAGAAUGAAAGAUUGAGAGCUAUUUUAGGAGAAUGGAGUACCCGAGCAGCAAAGCUUGAACGAGCAUUAGAAGCUGAGCGGAUGUCCAAUCUUGAACUACAAAAGAAGAUCCCAACUCUCAGAAACCAAUCGCAAUCGUCAGCUGAAUCAAGCAAGUAGACGUGGAUAUUUGUAAUUCUCAUUGUAUUCUAUUACUUUUUUA
This is a messenger RNA of Rosa chinensis, 477 nucleotides long. Its product is annotated as protein FIP1-like. Gene Ontology annotation, cellular component: late endosome; lysosomal membrane. NCBI's taxonomy places the organism in Eukaryota, Viridiplantae, Streptophyta, Magnoliopsida, Rosales, Rosaceae. Bases 174 to 434 code for a protein of 86 amino acids. The record is from RefSeq and is a predicted model, not a curated record. The transcript is spliced from 5 exons.